This is a messenger RNA of Aspergillus brunneoviolaceus CBS 621.78, 1038 nucleotides long. It is a transcript of the gene pre6, whose product is annotated as proteasome core particle subunit alpha 4. The record is from RefSeq and is a predicted model, not a curated record. Lineage: Eukaryota; Fungi; Ascomycota; Eurotiomycetes; Eurotiales; Aspergillaceae. The coding region runs from base 123 to 932 and encodes 269 amino acids. The transcript has 5 exons. Gene Ontology annotation, biological process: ubiquitin-dependent protein catabolic process. Gene Ontology annotation, cellular component: proteasome core complex; proteasome core complex, alpha-subunit complex; nucleus.
GCCGGAGACCCUCAGCCAGCUCUUUACGACCCCAGACCACUAAUUGCAUCUUUUCACGAUUCGUUUUUCUCCUUCUCCUCCAUUAUAUCCGAUAAUCUUGCCUCCAGUGCUUGUUGCCCAUCAUGUCUGGCUACGAUCGAGCUCUUUCAGUAUUCAGCCCCGACGGGCACGUCUUCCAGGUGGAAUAUGCCAUGGAAGCUGUUAAGAGAGGUACCUGCGCCGUCGGCGUAAAAGGCAAGGACGUGGUUGUGCUCGGCUGCGAGAAGCGGUCGGCUCUCAAGCUCCAAGACACGCGGAUCACCCCAUCGAAGAUCGCUAUGGUCGAUAACCACGCCGUGCUGGCGUUCGCCGGCCUGAACGCCGACGCCCGGAUUCUGAUCGACAAGGCCCGUCUGGAGGCCCAAUCGCACCGCUUGACCGUCGAGGACCCCGUCACCAUCGAAUACAUCACCAAGUACAUCGCCGGGGUGCAGCAGCGGUACACGCAGAGUGGAGGUGUGCGGCCCUUCGGCAUCAGUACGUUGGUGGUGGGCUUCGAUCCCAACGACCGCACGCCGCGGCUGUACCAGACGGAGCCGUCGGGAAUCUAUUCGGCCUGGAAAGCCAACGCCAUCGGCCGCUCCAGCAAGACCGUCCGCGAGUUCCUCGAACGCAACCACCAGGAUGACAUGGACCGCGAACAGACCAUCCAGCUCACCAUCAAGUCCCUGCUGGAGGUGGUGCAGACGGGCGCCAAGAACAUCGAGGUCGCCAUCAUGGCGCCCGGCCAGGCGAUCGAGAUGCUGCCGGACGACCAGAUCGAGGCGUACGUCAAGAGCAUAGAGACGGAGAAGCAGGAGGAGGCCGCCAAGAAGAAGACGGCCCGCGGCGGGACUACGACGGCGGCGAUCCUCACUCGCCCUGGCGGUGGUGAGACCGGCGAGUCGUCUUGAUUUGGGAGAAAUCUAGAUGAGAGAAGAAUGAAAGACAAUAACAAUAGUGGUUUUACUUUAUCCCCUCAGCGCUGUGCUAUGUUCGAACCAAUGAAAUACUGUGUCA